Molecule: messenger RNA, 5097 nt
Organism: Prorocentrum cordatum
Lineage: Eukaryota; Dinophyceae; Prorocentrales; Prorocentraceae
Source: the annotation of a GenBank genome assembly
CUGCCGACGCACGACGCCAUGGGCGGCAUCAGCGGCACAGCCCUGUUCGAGGUGGACGAGGUCGGCGCGCCUGGGGCUGCGGGCCAGUACCUGAGCGCCCAGUUCAGAGGGGCGUCGCUGCCAGCCGAGGCGAUGCGCCUCGACGGUGCCUUCCCGGCUCGUGGAGUUGGGCCUGCUGGCUUGUUGCGCCUCUGCGCGCAGGGCCCUGCACGGUGCGGCGAGCCCGCGCGGGCUGGGCGCGCCGUCCUGCACGUGGGGUGGUUGCGGCUGCGGGCUGCGCGGGGGCUGGUGGAGCCCUGGGCGCGGCCGAGCGCCUUCGGAGGCCGCGGCGGCGGCGGGGGUCGGCAGGCCUUGGGCCCCAUCCCUGGCGGCGCCGCGCCUGAUCGCUUGGCGGGCGCGGCUGCUCGAGCCCUCGCAGGAGGUGGGGCUGGCGCCCGCGGCGUCGGCGGUCGCGGCAGGCGGCGGCAGCGCAGCGAGUCGGGUAGCCGCAGUGAUGGCGACGGCGAGCCGCGUUUUCGCGACGCCCCCUCCCGCGGCGGCAGCGUGAGGCUGCUGGCGGAGAGGCAGCCCGGCGCCCUCUACGACGAGGCGAUGCUUAACAUCGCUCGCGUGAUGGGCCUGCGAUCGUCUUCGGUCACCACCGUCUCGCAGCUGCGGGUCAACGCGGUGCGCGCGGUGCUGACGCUGGCAACGACGCGGGACCUGCUGGAGAGCGGAUCGCUGCCGCAGGUGAGCGACGUCCUGACGCAGAGGUUCAAGGCGCUGGAGUUCUCACUAUCGGGUGUGAGUUGGCAGGUCGCGAGCGAGCUGGAGAUCGUGCCCGGCGCCAGGCCGCCCCUCGCCUCGAUGGACGAGCAGGACCUGGCGCGCCGCUCGGCUGCGCCGCGGAGGCGGCUGCAGGACGCCAAGAGCCGCGGGGCCUUAGGGGGCCAGGGCCGCGGCGGCGAGAGGGCACGACCCGCGGAGAGGGCGCGGGAGGGCUCGAGAGCACGCUCGCCCUCCCCGCGCGCCCCGCAGGCCGCGAGGCAGCCUGCUCCAGGCCGAGGGAAAUGGCGCGGCCGCGGCAGGAACCGCUUCUUCCUUCUGCGCGCGGCCAGCCUUGCUCGCGCCCCGAGCGCCCCCGCAGCGGCGGCCGAGGCCGAGGGCCCGCCCGCCGCGGCGCCCUCCGACAGCCCCGCCCGCGCCCUUCCGCCGAGCGGGCCGCGGGGGCCGCGCGCGGUCGCGGUCGCCGCCGCGGGAGCAGGGGGCACAACGCGGGCAGGGGCUGCUGGAGACCUGCUCCGAGAGCCCUAUGACGUGGGCCCGAUACUUCUCAACCUGUUCAGGAGCUCCCCUGGUUCGCUUGGUCGCUAUGUUCGCAACUCCCUGGAUCUACAGCUGCGCGAGCACAUGGCCACCAAGGGAGGUCGGCUGCAACGUGACUUGUUGCCGUUACCGCACCCUGCCGUUGUCAAGUCCGAUGUCGUGCAUGACGGCGAGGACCUCAGCGACGAGAACUGGGAGGCGCUCCGCUGUAGGCUGGUCGUGACGGUGCUGGCGCUGAACUGUGGGGCGGGCUUCCGCUCGCUCAAGUUCGCUCGAUGCUGCCGCGGCCGUGCUGAUGCAGCCCAGCGGGCCGCCUUGAUCGGCCUGGCGCGGCGGCUCUUCUUGGCCGCGCGCAUCGAGACCAGCCUGCCCAGGGACCUGAACUGGGAGAGCCGCCCCAAGGAUCGCAAGAUCGGCUACAGUGGCUCCGAGAUCACGACCCCUCACAAACUCACCCCGGAACAGGUGCUGGACGGCCUGCCGCCGCCUGGCGUCGCGGCCUCCAUCGAGGCGGCCGAUCUUGCGACGGGUUUCCUGCGCGAUGCCUUGCUGGACCCGUCGCUGGUGUUGCUGCCGCCUUCGCUCCGUCGCACGGCGCCCACCCCCGCUCGCGCGCGGGCUUGCGAGUCCGAGUGGCAUCGCAUGAUCGCCCCCAUCGCUCCGAGCGAGAUCGCCUGCCGCGACGGAGCACCGCUUUUCAACGGCGCCUUCGGCGUUCCAAAGGCCCGCGAUGCCCCCGUCAGAUGCGGCGACGGCGAGCUGCGGCCCGUCCUCAGGCGGAUCACGAAUUUGACCCCCUCGAACGCGUGCCAGGGGUGCAUCGUGGGAGACACGCCCGAGAUGCCGACGAUGAGUCAGCUGAACGGCCUGGUGCUUACCGAGUCGGAGGACCUGUUGUGGAGCGGCGCUGACAGAAAGGCCUUCUUCUACGUCUUCAGGGCGACGCCGCCGCGGUGGCCGCGCAUGGUGAUCGCCCCCUCCGCGCCGUCUCGGCUGCCGGGCCUCAAGGACGGCGGCACCACCCACAUCUGCUUGUGCGUGAUCGGCAUGGGGUGCAUCAGCGCGGUGGGAGUGAGUACCCAUCUUCACCGCAACAUGCUUCAGCGCAGUGGCAGCGUGCCUCGCGGCCUCUGUCCAAGCUGCGAGUCGGAGGCGGAGAAGCUGCGCGGGACGGUGCCUGCCCUGCUGACUGACGCCAGGGCCUGCUACGAGGCGGCGGUCUCGCUUGGGCCCCCUGGCAAGGACGUCCACCGCGAGGUGCGUGCGACCGCCCUGGGCCAGCUGGUCGACGGCGUCGAGGGCGCCCGCCGCCCCUCCGUGGGCUACAUCACUGAGAUGGUGAGUCUGACCUUUUGGGUCCUGGGGAAGAAGCGUGUCAGCAUGCGGCUGAUACGUAUCCUGCUUGGCCGAUGGGUACGUGUUCAUUGCUUCCGCCGCCCGCUGGCCGCCCGUUUCGCCUAUGCUUGGCGAUGGCUUGACGAUGCGCGCAGUGGAGGCCGCUUCAGCGUCAACGUCGUCGACGACCUGCUGAUGUGCCUGGCGCUUUCUGCUCUCUGUGUGGCAGACAUGCGGCUCGAGGUCGACCACCUGGUGACGGCGUCUGAUGCGUCGGAGGCUGCGGGCGCGGAGAUCUACAGCGCGGCCCUCUCGGACCGCGGCCGCGCGCCUGCCACCCGGCGCCGGCGGCCUGCCAGCGCUGCCUGCGAGGAGGAGACGGCGCUGAUCAACCUCUUCGACGGGAUCGGGGGCGGACGCAGGGCUUUCGAGAUCCUCGGCCAGGCCGACCCGGUCACCCUGGCGGGCCUCUUGCGGGCCCGAGGUCGGAUCACUCGCGUGCUGGUAAUGGGCGGCUUCCCGUGCCAGAUCUACGCGAGCCUCGACGUGGACCGCCGAGGUGCCGCCGACCCGAGCGCCUCGCUUGUCGGCCACAUGGUCAGGAUCAUCCAGGGGCUGCGGGUGGCCAUGCCUGAGGCCACGGUUGACUUCCUCGGCGAGAACGUUGCUUCGACGGUCGAAUCUGACGCACUUCAUCUCAACGCGCUCUUCGAGCGAAUCCCCUUGGAGGUCGAGGCCGGUGACAUCGGCUGGGUCAAGCGACCGUGCCUGUACUGCACGUCCUGGGACCUGCUGCCCUCUUUCGGGUCCAAGGCGACCAUGGUGAUGGCGAAGGGCUCGGCGGGCCGCCGCGCCUGCCGCGUGGCGCUGCAGGCUGAGCGGCCGCCGCUGGAGGAGUGGCUACCUGCUGGUGCGAACUGCCCUGGGGCCGCUGCUGGGGAGCCGCUGCCUACGUUUGUUCGUUGGGCGCCGCUCUCGCAACCGCGCCCCAGGCCUGCGGGCAUCGGGGAGUGUACGGAUGCUGAGCUGGCGCGCUGGGAGGAGGUGGGCUUUGCUGCCCCGCCCUACCAGUUCCGUGACAAGUGGUGCGUCCACGAGGCCGGUGGCCGCGUGGCGCCGCCUGACGCGGUCGCGCGCGAGAAGCUGAUGGGCUUCGUUGAGGGCCACACUGUCCCGUGCAUGACCAGCGCGGAGGCGAAGGCCAGCCCGACCAAGUACGAGGCGCUGCGGCGAUCCUUGGCGGGGAACUCGUUUCAGUGCGAGGUGGUAGCCUGGUUGUUUAGCCAUUGGGCCGUAGCUGUGGGGCUGCUGGUCACCGUGCCGUCGGUGGCCGAGCUGCAUUCCAGCGCGCGCGCCUGGGCUGGAGGCCGCAAGUUGUGGGCUGGCGACCUCGCCUCGCUGCGCUGCGGACGCGCGAAGCUCGACGAGCAGGUCUCCCGCGAGCUGGAGGUGGCAGCUGCGGGGCGCGCCGGCCCGGGGCCGCCAGCGGUGGUCUACGUCGGCCGUGGCUCGCGGCGCUGGAGCUUGGAGCCUUCCGGCUGGGGCAACCCCUUGGCCAUCAGCCCGAGCUGCUCGCGAGAGGACGCGGUGGCGCUGUUCGCGGGCUGGCUGCGGGGGCAGCCGCAGCUGCUGGGUCGCCUGGAGGACCUGCGCGGGGCUACCCUGGCGUGCCACUGCGAGCAGGCGGUGUCCUGCCACGCGGACGUGCUGCUUGCCGAACUGGCCAAGCGUGGUGCGACUUCCUGGAGAGACUCAGAUGUCUCGCGAAGGCUGGCCACGAAUCUUGCGAUUGCGUGCCGCAGCAAUGGUGCAGACAUACGUACGGACGGGAGCUCUGAGGAGCUCGGUCAGAUAUUCCCUCGGCAGGAGAUUGAUGCAGGUAUUUCGCAGCGGCGUAAAGCUCGACAGCUGGUUUGGGCCGUUCCAGAGCACAUCGACGUCUUGGAGUGCCAGGGCGCCCUGAUGGGGAAGCGGAGUAGCCCCUCCAAUCGGCGCGCCGCCGGUGCUGGACUGGGGAAGCUGGGUGACGCUCGAAUUGGUGCUGCAACACUUGCGAGAUAUCGUCGAGCCGCCCAGCAGUUUGUUGACUAUCAAAAUGCCAUGAACCUGCAGCUGCCUGUGACAUGGGAAGAUAUGGAUGUUACUCUCCAAGAUUACCUCGAGUAUCGUUGGGCCGAGGGCGCCACCAAAGGUGCCUCAGCGUGCGCAGCCGAUGCCGCCGCUGGUCUGCAGUGCGCUAGCUGGCUGGGCGCGGGGGGGGAAGAGAUCGCGUUCGCGGCGACAGCGCUGGCGGGCUUCCACCUGCGCCUUCGGACAGUCGAGGCCCUCAGCCUCUCCAGCGGCGUCGUCCAGCUGAAGCCUUGCGGCCGCGGCGCGGUGUCGCUACCCUGGACAGAGACUGCCUGUCAGAAGGGUGCGCGCGAGGCGGUGACGCUGGACGAUCCGCUUGUGGGACCG